Molecule: messenger RNA, 3375 nt
Organism: Rotaria sp. Silwood1
Lineage: Eukaryota; Metazoa; Rotifera; Eurotatoria; Philodinida; Philodinidae
Source: the annotation of a GenBank genome assembly
AUGAAACAUGAUUACGAAUCAAAAAGUAAGCUGAUUGAAUUUUGUCGAACACAAUAUGCUGACAAUAUUCUUCAAUUGGGUUUAAUCGAUGAAUUUGAACAAGAAUAUAAUAAUGCUUUAGCCAUUGAAUGGUAUACAAAAGAAUCAUUUCUUUAUGUAAUGUUAAAUCGAGCUUUGCGAAAUCAAGAUAUUGAAACGAUCAUGAAAAUGGGAUUCUUUCUACAGGAUCUUCAUCAACGAAUUGCAGACAUGCAUAUUAAACAAUCUGAAAGUCGUGAUCAUAAUAAAUUCAUUGUUUAUCGAGGACAGGCUAUGAUAUCCGAUGAAAUAGAAAAGAUACAAGCGAGUCAAGGUGGUCUUCUCUCUUUCAAUAGUUUCUUGUCGACGACUCUCGAUGAAAAAGUUUCACUUCACUUCGCAGAACAAGCAUACAAAAAUCCAAAUGUUAUCGCAGUUUUAUUUCACAUGGAGAUUAAUCCAAAGAUCUCAUCGGUUCCAUUUGCUUUUAUUGACAAACAGAGUGCAUUUAAAUACGAGAGUGAAAUUCUUUUUUCUAUGCAUACCGUUUUUCGAAUUAUGGGCGCACAAAAACUUAAGGAGAGGUUUUGGCAAGUCAAUUUAGCCUCGACAAGUGAUAAUGAUGAACAACUCAAAAUGCUUACCGAUUACAUGAGAAAAGAGCUUGGAGAAGGUACUCCACUGAGCAAACUUGGCCAUCUAAUGCUUAAAAUGGGUGAGUUCGAUCAAGCUGAAGAAAUAUAUGCACCACAACUUGAUUCAACUGAUGAAAAGAAUUGGCGUAAACAUUUUCACCUAAAUCAUCAACUUGGAUACAUUUACAGUGAGAAGGGUGAUUUUAAGGCUGCACUUUUAUACUAUGAAAAGGCACUUAAAUAUGAACUAGAUUUUUUACCGCCUGACGAUCCUUCGCUUGCCACAACGUAUAAUAAUAUUGCUGGAGUGCAUGAAUCAUUGGGAGACUAUAGAUCUGCACUCUCAUCUUAUCAAAAAGCACUAGAAAUAAAAGAGAAAUCUCUUCCUUCCGAUGAUCCUACACUAGCUACAACAUACAGCAACAUUGGUUUAGUACAUAAAACUUUGGCAGACUUUACGAGUGCACUUUCAUUUUAUCAAAAGGCACUAGAAAUUCGACAGAAAACACUUCCACCUAAUCAUCCAGAUUUUGGACAUAUAUAUGGUAAUAUUGGUGGACUACAUCAAGACAUGGGAGACUAUUCAACUGCUCUCAAAUUUUACCAACAGGCACUCGAUAUUCAAGAAAAAUAUCUUCCUCCAAAGCAUCCAGAUUUAGCUUCAAGCUACGCUAAUUUUGGUUCUAUUCAUAGUACGAUGGGUGACAAGUCAAAAGCACUAGAAUAUUAUAUAAAGGCACGUGAUAUUCGAGAAUUAUCUCUUCCUAAAAAUCAUCCAGACAAAGCAAGCAGCUAUAAUUGUAUCGGCUCAGUAUAUAGUUCCAUGGACGAUUAUUCUAAUGCGCUUUCAUGUUUUGAAAAAGCGCUCGAAAUUCAAAAGCAAGCUUUUCCAGAAAAUCAUCCAGCUUUUGCUAAUACUUACAAUAACUUUGGUUCGGUCUAUAGUUCGAUGGAAGAUAAAUCAACUGCUCUAUCAUACUAUCAGAAAGCACUUGAAAUUCGAGAACUUUCACUACCUCCAAACCAUCCCGAUAUAGCUACUAGUUACAAUAACCUUGGUACAAUCUAUAGCGCCAUGGAAAAUAAUCAAAAAGCUUUAUCGUCCUAUGAAAAGUCACUUGAAAUCGAACGAAUUUCCCUUCCUUCAAACCAUCCGACAUUUGUUACUACAUACAAUAAUAUUGGUUUAGUUCAUCAAUCCUUGAAUGAUUAUCCUACUGCACUUUCUUUUUAUCAAAAAGCGUAUGAAAUCUGUAAAAAAAAUCCUCAACUCAGUGAGUCCGAUGAAGCUGCUAUGACUUACAACAAAAUUGGAUCAGCGCAUCAUGCAAUGGAAGAGUAUUCUACUGCUCUAUCAUUUUUCGAAAAGGCACUUGAAAUACAAAGUAAAUCUCUUAAUCCUAAGAAUCGUAGUUUGACUAUUACGUAUAGUAAUAUGGGUUUAGCCUAUCACGAGAUAAAUGAUUAUCAAAAGGCACUUUUAUAUUAUGAAAAAGCGCUUGAAAUUGAAAAAAAAUCACUUCCUGACGAUCAUCGUGAUUUGGCUACUUCAUACAGUAAUAUUGGAUUGGUAUACUGUUCGAUGAAAGACUAUGCAAAAGCACUUUCAUUUCAUGAGAAAGCACUUGUUAUUCGAGAGAAAAAAAUGUCUUCUGAUGAUUUAACGCUUGCUUCAACUUAUAGUAAUAUUGCUUCAACGUAUCAUGAGUUGAAUGAUUAUUUAAAUGCCGUCGAGUUUCAUAAGAAAGCAAUCGAAGUUCGGGAAAAGUCUUCGUCAGUAGAUAAUCUCCAAUUAGCAACCAACUAUAAUAACAUUGCUAUUGCCUACAAAUCUACGGGAGAUAAAACAAAUGCUCUUACAUUUUACGAAAAGGCACUUGCAAUUCGAGAAAAAAAACUGGCACCUGAUGAUCCAUCUUUGGCGACAAUCUAUACUAGCAUUGCAUCUCUACAUAAUUCGAUGAAUGAUUAUUCAAAGGCCAUCCAGUUUUAUAAGAAAUCAAUUGAGAUUCGCGAAAAAUCUUCGUCGACAGAUGAUUUGGAUUUAGCAACCAACUAUAAUAACAUUGCCGUUGCUUAUAGUUCAAUGGAUGAUAAAUCAAACGCUCUUCUUUUUUAUCAAAAGGCACUUGCGACUCGAUUAAGAAAGCUUCCAACCGAUGAUCCAUCUUUGGCAACAAUCUAUACUAGUAUUGCAUCUCUACAUUAUUCGAUGGAUGAUUAUCCAAAUACUAUCCUUUUCUAUAAGAAAGCAAUUGAGAUUCGCGAAAAAUCUUCGUCAACAGAUGAUCUCGAUUUAUCAACUAAUUAUAAUAACAUUGCUGUUGCUUAUAAAUCAAUAAACGAUAAACAAAAUGCUCUUACAUUUUACGAAAAAGCACUUACAAUUCGAGAAAAAAAGCUGCCACCUAACGAUCCAUCACUAGUUCCAUUAUAUAGUAGUAUUGGCUCAAUACAUUCAUCGAACGACGACAAAUCAGCUGCAGUUGAGUUUUAUGAGAAGUCACUUAAAAUUCAAGAAACAUUACCCUCACCUAAUUAUUCGUCAAUGUCAGUGAUGUAUUAUAAUACAGCAAUGGCUUAUCAAGGCCUUCAAAACUAUGAAGCAGCUCUCAAACAUGCCGAGCGUUCUGUCGAAACCGCUCGCUUAGCUUUUGGGCCUGACCAUUCGGAAGUGAAGGAAAAUCAAAUGCUGGUGGAUAGACUUCGUAAUAAACAAUGA